CUUAACUUUAAGAUUUAAUGAAUUAGGUAUUUCAUGUACAAGUUUUAGUUACUGAUCAAGUGUUGGAAUUUGACAUUCUCUCUCUAUUUUGGUCAGGAUGGUGACUGAUAAAGAACCAAUAUAUAAAAUGCUGGUUAUAAAUAUCAGUCAUCAGAUGAUUGACAACAUUAGUGGCCUCCCACUCUUUUCAUUAUUGACUUUUCUUAAAAUUUGGUGUGAUCCCAGUAUUUUUUUUUCUUGCAAUGUCUCUGUGCUGACUUUCUUUCUAGAGAAAAUUCCCAAAGUUUUAUGUAUUAUACCAAAAAUUUAUCAAGGUCAACUUACUUUAGUUGACUGCCAAUUAUAAUACCCCAAUGAUUGGAGGUGCCAAAAGAGUAGUUGGGGAUGGGGCAAAAUAAUUGAAUUGUCUGGCUAGGCUUGCUUUAUCCGUAGUCUUCACAUUUUCAACUUAUCUGGCAAAGCUCAGAAUCUAGGAAGCAAAAGUGAGAGGAUGAUUUAUUAUUUCCCGUUGUUCAAAGAAAUAGUCGAGCAUGAAAAAUAACUUAGUGAAUGUAAUCAAAGAAAACUUUUCAAAAAGAAUACAAGAGAGGAAAACUGUUUCCUUUUGUCUUCUCUGAAGUAUGGGUAUCAGGUAUUUGUACUUGGAAAGAAUAUAAAGCAUGAGCUAACUGGAAAUGAAGCGUUCAGUAUGAUGUCGUUUUCCUGUUGAAUUGAGGGUUAUGCUUUUAUAUUUGUCCAUACAUACAGGAUGCCGCUGGGCCUUGACUGACUUCAGUUUCACUAUUUGAAGCACCAUGAAAUUCGGAUCAAGGAAAGGAUGGAAGUCGGUGAUGCCUUUCCGCUUGAGAAGCAAAUCAACACCCCGUUUUUGUUUAUUUCCGAAAACAAAAUCAGCUGGUCAAGCUCCAGGCAAUACACCAGUUUAUCUUAACGUGUAUGACUUGACACCCACGAAUGGCUAUGUCUAUUGGGCUGGCCUCGGUAUCUUUCAUUCUGGUGUGGAAGUUCAUGGUGUAGAGUAUGCAUUUGGAGCUCAUGACUAUCCUUCUAGUGGCGUCUUUGAGGUUGAACCACGGCAAUGCCCUGGUUUCAAGUUUAGGAAGUCGAUAUUUAUUGGGACUACAUGUUUGGACCCUGUCCAGGUAAGGGAAUUCAUGGAAUGUCAAGCUGCAAGCUACAACGGUGAUACAUAUCACUUAAUUAUCAAGAAUUGCAACCAUUUCUGCAAGGAUAUUUGCUACAAACUGACAGGAAAGCCGAUCCCAAAAUGGGUAAAUCGACUGGCAAAAUUAGGUUCAAUCUUCAACUGUCUACUGCCAGAAGCGCUCAAAAUUUCUGCUGUGCAACAUGACCUUAAUGAUCAAGCGUACAAUAGUGAAAGAAGAAGGCUGCGAAGUGCCUUCAGUUGCUUGUCUUCGAUCUCAACAAGGCAGAGGCAGUUGUCAACAUCUUCUAUGUUUCUACAGUCACCCUUAAAAGGCUGCUUUCCACCAUGGGAAUUGAGACGCUCAAACAAUGGGUCGUUGAAGGAAAGGUAAGAUUGAAGAGGGACUUCACAUAUCAUGUUUCCUUGAAAUCUUCCUGGCAAGGACUGUUGGGAAGUUUUUUAAUGGGUUAGGUGAGCAAGCCACAUAAGCUUUAGGAAGGGGAAUGUUUGUAAAAUGAUGUUGUUCCAAUAGGUUUCUCUCUCUCUCUCUCUUUCUCAGUGAUUCUUUGUGAGGAUGUCAAAAAUCUAUCCGCCAAGCAGUUGUAGGCGGUUUUUUUAGGCCUCUUAACUUCUGCAUAUGGAGCAUUCAGUUUAAAGCUUGUGUGUGUCUGAUCUAGUAUUCCUUCACAGCCACUAGCCAAAAG
This is a messenger RNA of Ilex paraguariensis (yerba mate), 1851 nucleotides long. The record is from the annotation of a GenBank genome assembly. Lineage: Eukaryota; Viridiplantae; Streptophyta; Magnoliopsida; Aquifoliales; Aquifoliaceae.